Molecule: messenger RNA, 8553 nt
Organism: Gavialis gangeticus (Gharial)
Lineage: Eukaryota; Metazoa; Chordata; Crocodylia; Gavialidae
Gene: MYO7B
Product: myosin VIIB
Exons: 48
Coding region: 149-6571 (2140 amino acids)
Cellular component (GO): cytoskeleton; myosin complex
Molecular function (GO): protein binding; ATP binding; cytoskeletal motor activity
Source: RefSeq, a predicted model, not a curated record
UGCUUUUUUGCAAAGGCAGGAGUCUUCCAUGGGACUACCACCAACUUCUUUCCCCUUCAUUUCCUGUAAGAAAGAGGUAACACAGCACCACAAGCCAGACAGCAACACUUUCCUUCUGGACAGGCCACAUGUAGCAGCGUGAAGCAGGAUGGUGGUUUUCAGAAAGGGUGACCAUGUAUGGUUGGACACCACUUCCAACAGUGACUUUAAUGUUCCUAUUGGGGCAGUUGUGAAGGUAUCUGACUCGGGACAGAUUUUGGUGGAGGAUGAUGAAGGCAAGGAACACUGGAUCACCGCUCGGGACAUGAGUGCUGUGCGCCCAAUGCAUCCCUCCUCUGCCCAAGGGGUGGAAGACAUGAUUCGCCUUGGGGACCUGAAUGAAGCAGGCAUGGUGCGCAACCUCCUUGUCCGCCACCAGGAGCACAAAAUCUACACCUACACAGGCUCCAUCUUGGUGGCGGUGAAUCCAUACCAGGUGCUGCCACUCUACACAGUGGAACAGAUCAGACUCUACAGUAAUAAGAGAAUUGGGGAGCUCCCACCUCAUGUCUUUGCCAUUGCAGACAACUGUUAUUUCAACAUGAAGAGAAAUAAGAGAGACCAGUGCUGUGUCAUCAGUGGAGAAUCUGGAGCUGGGAAGACAGAAAGCACUAAGCUGAUGCUGCAAUUUUUAGCUGCCAUCAGUGGCCAGCAUUCCUGGAUUGAGCAGCAGAUUCUAGAGGCCAACCCCAUCCUGGAAGCCUUUGGAAAUGCCAAGACAAUUCGCAAUGACAACUCAAGCCGCUUUGGGAAAUACAUCGAUAUCCACUUCACCCAAAAUGGUGUGAUUGAGGGAGCCCGCAUAGAGCAGUUCCUUCUGGAGAAGUCUCGGGUUUGUCGGCAGGCUCCAGAGGAAAGGAACUAUCACAUUUUUUACUGCAUGCUAAUGGGGAUGAAUGUGGAGCAGAAGAAAAUGUUGAAUCUGGGCCCUGCUUCAGAGUACACCUACCUCACAAUGGGUGACUGCGCAUCCUGUGAUGGACGCAAUGAUGCAAAGGAAUAUGCACACAUCCGCUCUGCAAUGAAAAUCCUCAUGUUCUCCGAUUCUGAGCACUGGGACAUCAGCAAGCUGCUGGCUGCUAUUCUGCACCUGGGGAAUGUGGAGUUUGAAGCUGCUGUGUAUGAUAACUUGGACUGCUGUGAUGUGCUGGAUUCCCCGCACUUUUCUAUAGCAACUAGACUUCUUGAGGUGGACUCUGGGGAGCUCCGGAACAGCCUUACAAACCACUCCAUCAUUAUCCGUGGAGAAAGUGUGUCCAUGCCCCUGAGUGUUGCCCAGGCUGCUGAUGGGCGAGAUGGCUUUGUAAAGGGGAUCUAUGGACAGAUUUUCCUGUGGAUUGUAAACAAGAUCAAUUCAGCAAUCUUCAGCCCACCUUCCCAGGAUGCUAAAAAUGCACGCCAAUCCAUUGGGCUGCUGGACAUCUUUGGAUUUGAAAACUUUAACAGUAAUAGUUUCGAGCAGCUCUGCAUUAACAUUGCCAAUGAGCACCUCCAGCAGUUCUUUGUACACCACGUCUUCAAGCUGGAGCAGAAGGAGUACAUGGCUGAGCACAUCACCUGGAACUCCAUUGAUUUCACAGACAACCACCGAGCUCUGGAAGUGAUUGCACUCAAACCCAUGAACAUCGUCUCCCUCAUCGAUGAAGAGAGCAAGUUCCCAAAGGGCACGGACGCUACCUUGUUGGACAAAAUCAACUCCCUUCACGGGAAAAGUAAAAUCUACAUCCCACCAAAGAGCAUCCAUGACACCAAAUUUGGUAUCGCCCACUUUGCAGGGGUUGUCUAUUACCAGUCUGAAGGUUUCUUGGAGAAGAAUCGUGACCUGCUCAGCUCUAACAUAAUGCAGCUGGUUCACUCCUCCAAAAAUAAAUUCCUGAGACAAAUCUUUCAGGUGGAAUCAGCACUGACGACCCUAGGCCAUGGAAGCAUGCGGAAAUUUGGAAGUGAUUAUACCCUUAAGGGCUCAGAUACCACCAAACGACUCUCUACCCUAGGGGGACAAUUCAAGCAAUCCCUGGAGCAGCUGAUGAAAAUCCUGAGUAACUGCCAGCCAUAUUUCAUUCGCUGUAUCAAGCCCAAUGACUUCAAGAAGCCUCUGUUGUUUGAUCGGGAGCUGUGUAUCCGGCAGCUGCGGUAUUCAGGAAUGAUGGAAACCAUUCGGAUCAGAAAGGCUGGCUACCCAAUUCGCUACAGCUUUGCAGAGUUCUUAGAGAGAUACAGAGUCCUGCUGCCAGCAUCUGCUAGAGAACAGCAACAGAAUGAUGUCCGUUGGUGCUGCGUGGUGAUUUCUGAGAAGGUCAUAGGCAAAGAUGGAGGCUGGCAAGUUGGAAGAACCAAGAUUUUCCUCAAGGAUUAUCAUGAUACAACCUUGGAGGUGCAACGAGAAAAGGAGCUUACAAACAAGGCCAUUCUUAUCCAGAAAGUGCUGAGGGGAUUCAAGGACAGGAAGCAGUUUCUGAUGCAGAGACGGUCUGCUGUGGUCAUUCAGACAGCUUGGAGGGGUUAUUACUGCAGGAAGAAUUUCAGGCUGGUCAUGCUGGGCUUUGAGCGCCUGCAAGCCCUCUUUCGGAGCCGGCAGCUUGCUAAGCAGUUUGAAACAGCCCGGGCACAUGUGAUUAGGUUCCAAGCCCUGUGUCGUGGUUAUCUGAUGCGCCAGAAGAUAGCUGAGCAGAAGAAAGCUGUGUGCAUUAUACAAGCAUAUGCUAGGGGAAUGUUGGCUCGUCAUAGUUUCCAGAGGAUGAAGAGAGAGGGGCACCUAUCUAACCUGGAGAGACAGAAGGAAGACAAGAAACGCAGGAAGCAUGACUCCCAUAAAUCAUCAUUCUAUGAUCCAAUCAGUGACCAGGAAAUGGUGGACAAAGUGUUUGGCUUUUUACCUUCCAUGAUUGGCGGCCAAGAAGGGCAGGCUCCUCUGGGAUUUGAGGACCUGGAAACAAAGAGGGGCAGGCUGGAUGAGGUGGAUCUGGAUAUGGUUCCUAUGAGUGCUGAGCUGGAAGAAGAAGACGAUGACCUGGCAGAAUACACGUUUCCAAAGUUUGCAGCCACUUACUUCCAGGGAUCCUCCACGUACACGCACAUCCGGAAGCCACUGCGUCACCCACUACUCUACCAUGAAGAGAAGGAUGAUAUCCUGGCCUCAGUAGCAGUGUGGAACAUUAUCCUGCGGUUCAUGGGUGAUCUUCCAGAGCCAGCAACCUUUGCUAAGAACCAAACCAGCAAGAGCAGCUCUGUGAUGACACAAAUAUAUGACACACUUGGCAAGAAAAGCCGGGUCCAGAUGUUGAGCAAUGACAGUCCAGAUGUGAGUGAAUACAGAAAGGAUAAUAAAGUCCCAAAGGCUAUUUCGUCCAUGAAGCUGAAACGGUCUUCCAAGUUAACAGGAAAGGUAACAAGUCAUCUGAGACAUGGGGAGGAGCUAUUCCAGGAGGAAAGCAUGAUCUCGGACAGGCCUAUGUCUAACCUUGAAAAAGUGCACUUCAUUAUUGGCAAUGCGAUCCUGCGCCCUGCCAUCAGAGAUGAGAUCUACUGCCAGAUCUGCAAACAGCUCACUGAAAACAGCAACCGGAGCAGUCAUGCCCGAGGAUGGAUUCUUCUGUCGCUUUGCCUUGGCUGUUUUCCUCCUUCAGACACAUUUGUGAAGUACCUGCUGAACUUCAUCCAGAGAGGCCCCCCCAGCUAUGCACCAUAUUGUGCCGAUCGGCUGAAACGUACCUAUGCCAAUGGAGUGCGGGCAGAACCUCCUAGCUGGCUGGAACUCCAGGCAACAAAGCAGAAGAGACCCAUUGUAUUUAAUGUCACCUUGAUGAAUGGCCAAAGCAUCACAGUCCCUGCGGAUUCAGCCUCCAUUGCCAAAGAGAUCUGCCAGCUCAUAGCAGAUAAGAUCAUGCUGAAGGAUAUGUUUGGCUUUUCUCUCUACAUUGCUGUGUAUGACAAGGUUUGGUCAUUGGGCAGUGGCCGGGAUCAUGUCAUGGAUGCCAUCUCCCAGUGUGAGGAGCUGGCGAAAGAAAGUGGUGGCCACGAACGUCAUGCCCCAUGGCGCCUGUAUUUCCGGAAGGAGAUAUUCACUCCCUGGCACAACUCCAAGGAAGACCCAGUCAGCACUGAUCUCAUUUACCACCAGGUCAUUCGUGGGAUCCGGUUUGGAGAAUACCGGUGUGAGAAGGAGGAGGAUUUGGUGGAGAUAGGAGCAAAGUGUUGCUACAUCCAGUUUGGGGUUUCCAUCCGGCAUGAGCUGGUCCAGAAAGUGCUCCAGGACUGUAUCCCAGUACGGCUGCUGAAAUCAAAGUCCCAGGAGAAGUGGGCAAGCCUCAUAACGUAUGCACAUGCCAAGGCCCCUUACACACAGGACCAGCUCUCCCCUCAGAGUGUGAAAGAGCAGCUUGUGGAUUUUGCCCGUUUUCAGUGGCCUUUGCUGUUUUCUAGGUUCUUUGAAGUUACCAAAUUUUCAGGGCCCAGUCUGCCCAAAAACCACUUUAUAGUGGCCAUCAACUGGAAAGGUAUCUGCUUCCUUGAUGAGUCAGAAAAGCGGCUCCUUGAGCUUUCCUUCCCAGAAGUCACAGGAAUCCACACCACAAGGGCAGUGAAGUCAUUUGGGCAAAGCUGCACGCUCAUGACACUGCGGGCAGAGGAGUUUGUCCUGACAUCUGUCCACAGUGUGGUCAUCGCUGAGCUUGUGGUCAUGUUUCUGGAAGGAUUGAAGAAGAGGUCACAGUAUGCUGUGGCCAUGCAGGAGAACAAGCCCCAAGACCCUGCCAUUCUGUCCUUCAAGAAGGGGGACUUGUUGAUUCUGGACCAGGACAAAGGGCUGGAAGCAAAUAACAACUGGAUCUCAGCUCAGAAUGAAAGGACAAGGAAAACAGGCAUUGUGUCUUUGGAGGCAAUCUAUAUCAUCCCUUCCCUCACAAAACCAUCUAGUCAAAUCCUGAGCUUGCUGCUGAUGUCACCAGAUCAGCGGAGAACAGCCUCACAGAACUCCCGCAUGGAAGAGCCUGAGGAAGAGGAUCCAAAGGUGAAGCCCUACACUCUGGAGGAGUUCUCCUAUGAGCACUUCAGGGUUCCAGAGAAGGAGUCCAUCAGCAAAGCUGUCCUCCAGAAAUCCCGUGGGCGCAGCCAGCUGUGGGCACACUCAAAGGAACCCCUGAAACAGCCCUUGCUGAAGAAGGUGUGUGCAGAGCCGGAACUUUGGGACCUGGCUUGUCAGACCUUCAUUGCCAUCAUGAGGUUCAUGGGGGACUACCCCUCAAAACAAGCCUGGUCCUCCAUGGAGAUCACUGACCAGAUAUUUGUGGUAGCCAUCCAGGAGGAGGCACUGCGGGAUGAGACGUACUGUCAGAUCAUGAAGCAACUGACUGAGAACACAAACAGGUACAGUGUGAACAGGGGCUGGCAGUUGUUCUGGCUCUGUACAGGUCUGUUCCCUCCCAGCAAAACACUGCUAACACAUGCCCAGAAGUUCAUUGAGACCCGGCGGAAGGAGACCCUGGCAAUGGAGUGCAGCCAGAGGAUUCAGAGGGUGAUGAGGAGUGGCUCUAGGAAGUGGGCUCCCCAUCAGGUGGAGGUGGAGGCCAUCCUGCAGAACACCACCAAGAUCUCACACAAGGUCUGCUUCCCCAAUGACACGGAACAGGCAUUUGAGGUGGGAACGAACACCAAAAUCCGGAGUCUGUGUCAGACUAUUGCCUCCAAGCUGCAGCUCAGCUCCUGGGAAGGAUUCAGCCUCUUCAUCAAGAUCGCAGACAAGGUGAUUAGUCAGAAUGAAGCCGACUACUUCUUUGACUCUUUAAAGCAGGUGACUGACUGGAAUAGGAAGAGCAAGCCAGGGAAAGAUGGGGCUGCUGUGGCUGUGACUUACCAGGUGUAUUUCAUGAGGAAGCUGUGGCUGAACAUAUCUCCAGGGAAAGACUUGAAGGCUGACUCCAUCUUUCAUUACCACCAGGAACUGCCGAAGUACCUGCGAGGCUACCACAAGUGCUCCAGGGAAGAAGCCAUCCAGCUGGCAGGGCUGAUUUAUAAAGUCCGUUUUGACAAUGACCGGUCACAGCAGAUAACUAUCCCAAAAAUCCUAAAGGAGCUAGUGCCAGACAAUCUGCUCCGAGUGAUGUCCCAGGAGGAGUGGAAGAAGAACAUUAUUGCAGCGUACAGCAAACAUGAGAGGAAAACAGUGGAUGAAGCUAAGGUUGCCUUCUUGAAAAUUAUAUACCGCUGGCCAACAUUUGGGUCAGCCUUCUUUGAAGUCAAGCAAACCUCAGAGCCAAAUUUCCCUGACAUCAUACUGAUUGCAAUCAACAAACAGGGAGUCUCCCUGAUACACCAGAAGACCAAGGAAAUCUUAACAGGUUACCCCUUUAAUAAAAUCUCCAACUGGUGCAGCGGCAGCACAUACUUCCACAUGACCGUUGGGAACCUGGUGCGAGGAAGCCGGAUUCUGUGCGAGACAUCUCUGGGUUACAAGAUGGAUGACCUGAUGACAUCUUAUGUGAACCUGCUAAUGAAUGUUGUAAACAAGCAGAAGAGUACCCACCUCCCAGCCUGAGUAAGAACAAGCCCCCUACUUCAUACACGUGCCAAACUGCAUAGGUGUCCUAUCCCAGAGGGAAACUUACUUUUGAAUACCCAUUCUGCCACUCAUUCCUCUGAACAGACCUGGACUGAAACAUGGAAGCAGAGUACUGCUACAAGAGAAACCCAAGGGAAUAUGCACCUUCAAUCAUUUUAAAUUUGCCAGUGUAACAAUACAAUAUAAUAGGAUUUUGGACUUCAGAGCAAGUUCAGUUUAAUUUCAAUGUCAGUGUAGUCCUCCACUCAGAAGAGGACACACAUCUCCUAGUUACUUUCUCCUGGGAAGGUAAAGGGCACAGUGCUUGAUAUAUUCCUACCAAUUCCCUUGCCUGUUGGUAAAUACGACGGCGGGCUUUGCAGGAGGGAAGAAUUGUUUCUGCUAAAAUGGGGCAAGGGCUAUUUUGGAUUUUUGUUGCCUUUGGACAAGCCUAUACUAGUGCACUUCCUUCUUUUUCCCCCAGCCUUCCUUUCACACCAGACUCACAAUACACAUGAACCAAGUAGGCUAACAUGGCCUGACUACAACAGUUAUUUAUACCGAGUAGCCCUCCCUCAAUUUUUUUAUAUUUAUAAAGGAGCGCUGCUCAGUGCAAGCAAGGAUUUGAAGAACUGAGUCUUUAACAGAGACAUCCUUUGAAGAGAGCCAUUUUUCUGCUCUUUAGAAGUCUUCCCAGCCUAGAGUGCUGUAGACAUUCUUUCAAGAGACAAAAAAAGUCAGUUACUUAAUUUGAGUGGUCUUCAUUCCUCUUGCUUCCUCCUAUUUCCUGUUUGACAGAGUUUAUGUGGUAAAGUUUGUUUGACGGUCCAUGUGAUAAAUGGACACUGAGAAACAUACCACUAAGAACAGCUCUGAGUGUCUAGCAAGGCAGGCAGACUUGCAACUUGCAUGUUAGGAACACAAAUACUUGCCACUUCCCCAACCAGGAGCCCUCUUGUGACCACAAUGGAAUGUGGUAGUCAGUGCAUUUACACCAAGUUCCUUGAGGCGUGAUUCGGCAGCUCUGCUGGGUCUCUCACACUGUUGCCAAUGUAUGCACAAUGGGGUCUGUUGUCCCCUUGGAUGUGCAUGUGAAACUCAAACAUUAAUAGGAUUUCUGUACAUGCAUAGCAGGGAGAAGAGCCUCAAUAUCUCUGUGCAUCUCAAUGAGUGCCACACUUUUCAGAAUACUUGAUCCUUUUCAAGCAAUUAGAUAUUCCAAGUGUAACAUCCAUUGCUGGCAAUGGAAGCACUGAAAUGACCAACACUGAGGUGUUAGUGCACUCUACUUCUAAAUGCCAUUUGAAUAGAACAAGUGUGUAAGACUUCUCAGCUCCUCUGUACUAAAAUGUUUGCAGCCAAAGGAUCUUGUUUGCAAUUUUUAAAUAAACAAUUACAGAAGAUCAAUAAUGCAAAUGUAGUCUUUCUUCCAUAAAUCAGAUGAGCAUUUUCUCAGGUUCUCUGCAGUUUAAACCUAUCCAAAUAGCUUGGGGUACCACUACAUUCUCAUAAAACACUUUUCACCACUGACAGCAGCAGCACCACCUGUGCUACACAGCAUCUGUCAGACAGUUGCAUGCCUGUACCGGGUCCAGUGCUGAUCACAUAUUGCCAUCUAACCAUCAUUAAUCUGGAAAUAGCACAAAAUAUGCUGCAAUUUCAAAUCUUCCUAGUUAGCAAGUGACUUGCUUUGGCUCACAAAAGAGUUAACACCUUUGCAUCACUUCAUAGUGUACAAUACAAUAUUUUAAUCUUUGGUGCAAAGUAUAGAGAUGCACUGCAGUGCACUUUAUUACAGGAACAUAACACAGGUGAGAUUACAGAACUACAGUCAAGCAGUCAUGUUCUGGAUAAACUUCACAAACCCAAAUGUACUGCAAAACAAAAGGUCCAUGGAUCCAUACAAUCCACCUCACGUAAUAGCACCCCAUGCAAUGCAAGAGAAUUUCUUCCCUCACUCUGCAUAAUCCCACACAUUU